GAGCCGCGUCCCCCUCCGGAGUCCUGAGAGCCCGUCUGUUACCCGGGAGGGCGCUGCGGUUGGUCCCGGGGAGGGGGCGAGGGCAGGGUGUGGGGUGCGCACAGCUUCCCUCCUAGGCGGCGACGUUUACCCAGAAGCAGCUCCCUCUCGUUCCGCUACCAACAGAGGCUUCCGGUCAGCGGAGGGUUUGCUCCGUCUCUUGGUGAACUUGAACAGAGGCAGAGGCAAAAGCAAAACGUUUCUGCGCCAGGAGAUGAGGGUCGGUAGAGCCCUGGAAUGGAGAUGUCCUUGACACCUGGGCAGAGGCUGCAGCUGCAGGACCCUGUGGCCACUGGAGAUAAGUAAUGGUGCCAUUUGAACACCUACUGGAAACGGGGCAGGAACAGUGAGUGACCCCAGGCGAGCACAGGCAGGUGCCAGGAGCCAGGAUGCAAGGAUGACGCCUCCGGAGGCCCUGGCCUCCCUCCCACCUGGGCACUAGGAGCCAUCCCGGGGCUCCAGCCAGGAGCCCUGCUGCCCAGGGGCAUGGCCAAACCUUUCUUCCGACUCCAGAAGUUUCUCCGCCGAACACAGUUCCUGCUGUUCUUCCUCACGGCUGCCUACCUGAUGACCGGCAGCCUGCUGCUGCUGCAGCGGGCCCGCGUGGCCCUCCCACAGGGCCCCCGGGCGCCCGGCCCCCUGCAGACCUUGCCAGUGGCCGCCGUGGCGCUGGGCGUGGGCUUGCUGGACAGCAGAGCCCUGCACGACCCUCGAGUCAGCCCAGAGCUGCUGCUGGGUGUGGACAUGCUGCAGAGCCCCCUGACCCGGCCCCAGCCCGGCCCCCGCUGGCUCCGGAGCCGCAGCUCGGAGCUGCGUCAGUUGCGUCGCCGCUGGUUCCACCACUUCAUGAGUGACUCCCAGGGACCGCCCGCCCUGGGCCCCGAGGCUGCCAGGCCCGCCAUCCACAGCCGAGGCACCUACAUUGGAUGCUUCAGUGACGAUGGCCACGAGAGGACUCUGAAAGGAGCUGUGUUUUAUGACUUGAGAAAGAUGACUGUCUCCCACUGCCAGGAUGCGUGUGCUGAGCGGUCCUAUGUCUACGCCGGCUUGGAGGCUGGGGCGGAGUGUUACUGCGGGAACCGGCUGCCGGCGAUGAGCGUCGGGCUGGAAGAGUGUAACCACGAGUGCAAAGGCGAGAAGGGCUCUGUGUGCGGGGCUGUGGACCGGCUCUCCGUGUACCGUGUGGACGAGCUGCAGCCGGGCUCCAGGAAGCGGCGGACCGCCACCUACCGCGGAUGCUUCCGACUGCCAGAGAAUAUCACACAUGCCUUCCCCAGCUCCCUGAUACAGGCCAAUGUGACCGUGGAGACUUGCUCGGGCUUUUGUUCCCAGAAAGAGUUCCCCUUGGCCAUUCUCAGGGGCUGGGAAUGCUACUGUGCUUACCCUACCCCCCAGUUCAACCUGCGUGAUGCCAUGGACAGCUCAGUAUGUGGCCAGGACCCUGAGGCACAGAGGCUGGCAGAACACUGUGAGGUCUACCAGACACCUGUGCAAGACACUCGUUGUACAGACAGGAGGUUCCUGCCUAACAAAUCCAAAGUGUUUGUGGCUUUGUCAAGCUUCCCAGGAGCCGGGAACACAUGGGCACGGCACCUCAUUGAGCAUGCCACUGGCUUCUAUACAGGGAGCUACUACUUUGAUGGAACCCUCUACAACAAAGGGUUCAAGGGCGAAAAGGACCACUGGCGGAGCCGACGCACCAUCUGUGUCAAAACCCACGAGAGUGGCAGGAGGGAGAUUGAGAUGUUUGAUUCAGCCAUCCUGCUAAUCCGGAACCCAUACAGGUCCCUGGUGGCGGAAUUCAACAGAAAAUGUGCCGGGCACCUGGGAUAUGCAGCUGACCGCAACUGGAAGAGCAAAGAGUGGCCGGACUUUGUCAACAGCUACGCCUCGUGGUGGUCCUCGCACGUCCUGGACUGGCUCAAGUACGGGAAGCGGCUGCUGGUGGUGCACUACGAGGAGCUGCGGCGCAGCCUGGUGCCCACGUUGCGGGAGAUGGUGGCCUUCCUCAACGUGUCUGUGAGCGAGGAGCGGCUGCUCUGCGUGGAGAACAACAAGGAGGGCAGCUUCCGGCGGCGCGGCCGGCGCUCCCACGACCCCGAGCCCUUCACCCCGGAGAUGAAAGACUUGAUCAAUGGCUACAUCCAGACGGUGGACCAAGCCCUGCGUGACCACAACUGGACGGGGCUGCCCAGGGAGUAUGUGCCCAGAUGAUAGGCCUGGCCCACGCCGCCGCCCCCGCUGAGUGACGCAAUCGCACCACGGGGCUGCGCUCCCCACUCUCAUGCUCAGGCCCGUGGCCUCACUGGGACGAACGGUGGGUGGGGGGCCCACCCUGGUGCUGCCUCCCGCACAAGGAGACCUGGACACAACAGACACACAUCACAAGGCGAACACAAAUGGACACACAUACCUGCGUGCCCACACCUCCUCAGACACUCAGACACCACUCCAGGCUCAUAGCCCCGUCUUGACACACAGAAGCCACCCACGUGGGGUGUGCCAGGUGCCCCCAGAUACAAAUGCAGCCACACACAGACGUAACACACAGGUGCCAGGCCGUGUGCUCCUGGAGGCUGGCUGGCUGUCUCACACAGAUACAUGUGCGCUCCCUGGGAUCCAGGAGGCCCUGGGCUUCCUGUGUCUAGCCCUGGCAUAGACUUGCUUGUCAGGGUGUUCGACUCUGGGAUGCUGGGCCGGGCAGACAUUUAUGCUCUGAGCAGCAAGGACCAUUGGGAUGGAGGUGGGCACAAAGACUGCUGCUUCCAGGGUGUGCGGCCCUGGCCGUGUGUCUGACAUCCCAUAAAUGUGUGUGUGGUGUGACUACGGGCACCACAAACUCUGCA
Messenger RNA from Pan troglodytes (chimpanzee), 2885 nucleotides. It is a transcript of the gene WSCD1, whose product is annotated as WSC domain containing 1. Gene Ontology annotation, molecular function: sulfotransferase activity. The transcript has 9 exons. The record is from RefSeq and is a predicted model, not a curated record. Lineage: Eukaryota; Metazoa; Chordata; Mammalia; Primates; Hominidae. The coding region runs from base 526 to 2253 and encodes 575 amino acids.